UACUAUGAGAGGUCUUAUUAGGGGAGUCUGGAGAAGUUUGUCUAUCUGGAGCCAUUUAGGAGGAAGGCUGCUGGAAGGAAGAUCAAUUUUUUUUGAUCUUCUGUUUUUUCAGAUACUCUUUGAUCUCACCAACAAGCUGUCAGUAUGCCCACUGAUGCCCAGACUGAUGCCCGCUCUUUCCUGAGUGAGGACAUGAUUGCUGAGUUCAAGGCUGCCUUCGACAUGUUCGACACUGAUGGUGGUGGUGAUAUCAGCACCAAGGAGUUGGGUACCGUCAUGAGGAUGUUGGGUCAGAACCCAACCAGAGAGGAGCUGGAUGCCAUCAUUGAAGAAGUAGAUGAAGAUGGCAGUGGCACUAUCGACUUUGAGGAGUUCUUGGUCAUGAUGGUGCAGCAGUUAAAGGAAGACCAGGCUGGCAAGAGCGAGGAGGAGCUAUCGGAAUGCUUCCGUGUCUUUGACAAGAACCAAGAUGGUUUCAUAGAUCGUGAGGAGUUUGGAAAUAUCAUGCAUGCCACUGGAGAGCCAGUGACAGAGGAAGAUAUAGAUGAACUCAUGGCAGAUGCGGACACAAACAAAGAUGGAAAGAUUGAUUUUGAUGAGUUUCUGAAAAUGAUGGAGAAUGUCCAGUAAAAAAAAUCAAAUAGAUUCAACCCACCAAAAGUGGGACUAAGCAGAGGACAACCCAUGCCAAAUCCUGCAUAAGAAAAGAGUAUCGAGGAGCACAACCACCCAGUUUUAACAGUAAGAGUGGACUGGAAUUGGCUUCGAAAGACAGAGAAUAUGGUGGAUGUGUAGUCUCCUUGGCAAAGCCCCUCAGUGACUGGACUUUGAAUAUGUCUAUAAAUAACCAUCCAUACCUUUUAAGAGGAAGCCACUAACCCUAUAGUCCCACCCACCAUGAUUUGCCCCCAGCUGUCCACAACUGCACCUGCUCCCUCCCAAGACAUUAUCCCAGCUUCUUUUAACCCCCUUCACUUCGUCCCCACCCAUGAAGUGUUUCAAAAUAUCCCUGCAUUAUUAUUUUUCUCAGAAACAGUUGACAUAAUGUUGUGUUGUCAUGGCAAUAAGAAAUCUCCUCUUUUCUUUAGCUCACAUGUCAGCAGCAUAUACCUAUUAAAAAGAAAGAGCAUGAGGUUUUGGCCAAGCUACUCAUUAUUUGUGCUAAUUUCAAUUGAUUUUGAAUAAAAAUUAGAUAUGGUC
This is a messenger RNA of Myxocyprinus asiaticus (Chinese sucker), 1200 nucleotides long. It is a transcript of the gene tnnc2.1, whose product is annotated as troponin C2, fast skeletal type, tandem duplicate 1. The transcript is spliced from 6 exons. Bases 145 to 630 code for a protein of 161 amino acids. NCBI's taxonomy places the organism in Eukaryota, Metazoa, Chordata, Actinopteri, Cypriniformes, Catostomidae. Gene Ontology annotation, molecular function: calcium ion binding; enzyme regulator activity. The record is from RefSeq and is a predicted model, not a curated record.